Vombatus ursinus (common wombat) is the source of this 906-nucleotide messenger RNA. RefSeq names its product BRICK1, SCAR/WAVE actin nucleating complex subunit (gene BRK1). Gene Ontology annotation, biological process: regulation of actin polymerization or depolymerization; actin filament organization; cell motility. Gene Ontology annotation, cellular component: SCAR complex. Gene Ontology annotation, molecular function: protein-containing complex binding. The coding region runs from base 29 to 256 and encodes 75 amino acids. The record is from RefSeq and is a predicted model, not a curated record. Lineage: Eukaryota; Metazoa; Chordata; Mammalia; Diprotodontia; Vombatidae. The transcript has 3 exons.
CGCAGGCGCGCUGUGUCGGGCGGGGGCCAUGGCGGGGCAGGAGGAUCCGGUGCAGCGGGAGAUCCACCAGGACUGGGCGAACCGCGAGUACAUCGAGCUCAUCACCAGCAGCAUCAAGAAGAUCGCGGACUUCCUUAAUUCCUUCGAUAUGUCCUGUCGUUCAAGGCUUGCAACACUAAAUGAGAAACUGACAGCCCUGGAACGGAGAAUCGAGUACAUUGAAGCACGGGUAACAAAGGGCGAGACCCUUACCUAGACCAGUGCAAUAUACCUGCUGGACAGUCGCCUUGGAGAACACAAGCCUGUGUGGGAGAGGCGCCAGCAGACUCCAGCUCCUUCCUGACUCCUUACAGAGUGCCAGGGCUUGUUCUUGCUUUUCUGUUUUGAAAAUGUGGCCUUUGGGCUCUACCAUUUGCAUCUGUGGGUGUGUGGAGUGGGGGAGAAGUCCAGGGGGAACUCUCGGAAAAACAACAUCGGGCAUUUUACUUAAAUGACUUUUUUUACAUGGAGAUAUUUUGUCAAAGUGGUUGAAAAGCUGGAAGUUUGGGACCCUCCUAAGAUGCCCUUAUCAACCUCUUCUUCAGUCCCUGCCCCGCCGCAGCUUCCCAGGUGUGAGAUGGCUGAGCAACAUUUCCAUCAGACCCACAUUGUCGUUUCCAGGAGGGCUCUGUGUUCACUGCCGAUCCUUAGUGGGGGUGCUGUUGGUUUGUCCAGGCUGAUGCCCUCCACUGGGGUGCGUUGGCUGCCAUAGAAUGUUGUUACUAAUCUGCCAGGUUUUCUGUCCUCUCAGGGGAGAUGGGGCUGGGCUCUCACAUGGCUGGAGGGGCCAUUUUCAGAGUCUGUUUCUUUUUUGUCAUGUGAGGUGUCUCUACCUGUCAUGUUUUCCCAAUAAACUUCUCAGCUGUA